This is a messenger RNA of Actinia tenebrosa (Australian red waratah sea anemone), 809 nucleotides long. RefSeq names its product ubiquitin-like protein 4A. Gene Ontology annotation, biological process: post-translational protein targeting to endoplasmic reticulum membrane; tail-anchored membrane protein insertion into ER membrane. The record is from RefSeq and is a predicted model, not a curated record. Gene Ontology annotation, cellular component: BAT3 complex. Lineage: Eukaryota; Metazoa; Cnidaria; Anthozoa; Actiniaria; Actiniidae. Gene Ontology annotation, molecular function: protein-folding chaperone binding.
ACCCAAGCCCCUGAUUUCAUUUAGGAAGUUGGAUAGAGGAACUGAGCUGUUAAAAUCAAAGAAGCAAGACGUAAAAAUUAUAUUUUUACCGAUAAAAAAUGAAGAUCAAAGUAAAGAUACUUAAUGGACAAGAAACAGAACUAGAGGUAUCUGAGACAGAGCCUGUAUUAUCUGUAAAAGCACUUGUAUCUAGAGAGAUGAAUGUAGAAGUUGAUGACCAAAGACUUGUCUAUCGAGGGAAAACCCUCACGGAUAAUUGUUGCUUACAUGAUUACGAGGUUACUGAUGGAGCAAAGCUACACUUGUUUGUCAAGAAGUCAUCUGAAGUUUCUGAAUUAAGAGCAAAAUGUUCCAAGACAGAUUUUUGGUUGAAUUUACGGACAUUAUUAAAAAGCCAUUUCAGCGAUGCAGAUGCUGAAAAAGUACUACAGAAGUCUAGAGAGGAUUUUAAUAGUUGGAUGGCUCAAUUAAGUCUCGAUGACAUUGAAAGAAUGGCUCAAGUACACAUGGAAGAGCAAUCACCAGGGAUAUAAAAUGAUGAACCAUUUAACUUUCUUAUUUAAAAUUAUUAUAAUAAAUUAUAGAAUUAUCCAGUGUCCCUGAAGAUAAUCAGGAAUUAAUGGAAUACUUUUAUAUAGUUAAGGAGACAUUUAUGCUAUAUUGCUUUUAUUAUGCAUUGUGUAGUUCCAGAAAUUAUCCAUACAAACAACAACAACAACAACAAUAAUUUAUUUGGCACUGUAUACUAGAAGUACAUAGGUGUUUUUUCCCCAAAUAAUCAAAAAAGAUAAAAAGAUAUUUUUUCAAUU